Coniophora puteana RWD-64-598 SS2 is the source of this 1277-nucleotide messenger RNA. Its product is annotated as DUF1183-domain-containing protein. Gene Ontology annotation, biological process: regulation of store-operated calcium entry. Lineage: Eukaryota; Fungi; Basidiomycota; Agaricomycetes; Boletales; Coniophoraceae. The coding region runs from base 106 to 1068 and encodes 320 amino acids. Gene Ontology annotation, cellular component: endoplasmic reticulum membrane. The transcript has 4 exons. The record is from RefSeq and is a predicted model, not a curated record.
CCGCAGCUCGUGAAUUCAUCGCCUUGGGGCAUACGUGUCCUUGAGCCCCUCUCUUAAGUCUGAACCACCACCCACGUUCACUCUGACUACUGACGCUCUGGAAACAUGUCCCGCGUCAAGCUCGACGGCACCUCCUCGCUCACCUUCUACCAGGACGCGCUCACUACUGCCCGGCGCACGAGCCCGAUCGCGCAGCUUGUGUGUAUCGGUAAGCCGUGCGCGCUGUACCAGCCUGAGGUCGUGCACUGCAAGAACAUUGGCGGGUCGGGUACCGAUGUCGACUGGAAGUGCGAGGCCGACUUGCCCUCGUCGUUGCGGUUUGGGAAGGUCGAGGUUGGGUGCGAGGGCUGGAGCGGGCCUGGCGACGCGUAUGUUCUCAAAGGAUCAUGCUCGCUCGAGUACCACCUCGUACAGCUCCCAGCUUCGCUGCGAGAUGCAUCUUCCGGCUCGGGAUCGGGCUCGCAGUGGUUCGCAUCCUUCGACCUCGGCGGCCUCAUCUUCAUGAUCAUAUGGGUCGCCCUCCUCGCCUGGAUACUCUACAGCUUCCUCUCCUCCUGCCUCCGCUCCUCCUCCGGCCCACGCCGCCUCAUGCCGCCUUCUUCCUCCUCUUCCUACCGUGGUGGCGGCGGUGGCGGUGUCCCGAGCGGCGGAUACGGCAGCGGCCCCGGUGCCUACCCAGGCAGCUCAGACGACGCCCCACCUCCCUACACCAAAUCCGCCCCCUCCGCCUCCGGCGCGCAAGGGGAAGGACAAGGCUGGCGCCCCGGCUUCUGGACGGGCACGCUCCUCGGUGCACUCGGCCAGCGCAUGUUCAGCGGCAACAACAACAACAACAACAGGGACAGGGACAACUAUGGCAGCGAUAGAUACGACGACAUGCGGCAGCGCCGCGGAAGCGGCUGGACGUGGGACUGGCAGAGCAGCAGGGAGCCGUUUGCUACUAGCCGCAGCUCGGGCGGUGGACGGGCGCGGCCGACGUUCGCGCGGGAUGAUGAUCGGGGCGAGGGAUCGUCGAGUAUGGGCGCGAUGCGGAGCAGCACGGGAUAUGGGCGGUCGAAUGUGCGGUGAGCGGGUGCCGGUUGUUAGAUUGCGGAGGUUUGGGCCCCUGCGUGAACAACGUUGGGAUUGAUGUAUGUAUGUUUCGCUAUAUAGCGCACAUUUUGUUUUCUGUCAUCUCCUGUUUUCGGAUACUGUGAUCAUGUAUCGCUGUUUGUGAACCCACCUCACUGCGAGUUCUUCUUGCAGCAUUUCUCCUCAUUCGAUGCGCCCUCACCUCA